CUUCAUAGGAGUAGGACAGACCCCCCCGCCCGCAAGAGUAAGAACAAGAACGGAAGAAAGAUCCCGGCCCCUACUUCCCCCUUAUUUCCCUUUUUAGUUCUUUCCGCCUUUUUUUUUUUUUGGUUCCAUUCGAUUUUGAAUUUCUCCUCUCUUCCCCAUUCUUCUCCAAUGGCGAUCGCUCCUCCUCCCGAUUCCCAAUCCGACCACCAGCAACAGGCGGAAGAUAAGGCGGUGGCCGCUGCAUCUGGCGGAGAGAACAACCAGACGAGGAGAUGGACUCUCGGCGAUUUCGACAUCGGGAAGCCCCUCGGUCGCGGCAAAUUCGGCCAUGUCUACCUCGCUCGUGAGAAAAGGAGCAAUCACAUCGUGGCCCUAAAAGUGCUGUUCAAGAGCCAGCUCCAGCAAUCGCAGGUCGAGCAUCAACUCCGCCGUGAAGUUGAGAUCCAGAGCCACCUCCGUCACCCCAACAUUCUCCGUCUCUAUGGCUACUUCUACGACCAGAAGCGAGUCUACUUGAUACUAGAGUACGCAGUCAAGGGUGAACUCUACAAAGAGCUUCAGAGAUGCAAGUACUUCAGCGAGAGGCGUGCUGCCACGUAUGUUGCGUCAUUGGCUCGAGCUCUGAUAUAUUGCCAUGGGAAACAUGUCAUCCACAGAGAUAUCAAGCCAGAGAACCUCCUGAUUGGUGCCCAGGGGGAGCUCAAGAUUGCCGAUUUUGGCUGGUCUGUGCAUACAUUCAACAGAAGGCGAACAAUGUGCGGGACAUUGGACUAUCUCCCACCUGAAAUGGUGGAAAGUGUAGAGCAUGAUGCUAGUGUAGAUAUUUGGAGCCUAGGUGUGUUGUGUUACGAGUUCCUCUACGGCACUCCUCCUUUUGAGGCUAGGGAACACUCUGACACAUACCGAAGGAUUGUGCAAGUGGAUCUCAAGUUUCCUCCAAAGCCUAUUGUAUCCGCUUCUGCAAAAGACCUAAUUAGUCAGAUGCUUGUCAAGGAUUCAUUCCAGCGUCUGCCACUACACAAGCUGCUCGAACAUCCAUGGAUUAUUCAGAAUGCUGAUCCCUCUGGCGUUUACAAGGGUUGAUAAGUGUAGAUGGAUGAUGCUAAGUAAACUACUCCCUGAAUCAAUGUAUGUGCUUAACGACUCGAGCAUAAUCUCUUUGCAGUCACACUCACAUUAGAAGAGACUGGAGGCACCAGCAUGCUUUGUACUACUUACAGACUCAGUUGAACAAUGACCAUACCCUCUUCUUUUCAUUCACCCUGUUAUGUACGAGGGGAUGAAUUGUUGCAGCUUAUUAUGUUAAUUCAUUCAUUUGGCCAAUAUAUAUAGCAAAAGUAU
This is a messenger RNA of Linum trigynum, 1341 nucleotides long. The record is from the annotation of a GenBank genome assembly. NCBI's taxonomy places the organism in Eukaryota, Viridiplantae, Streptophyta, Magnoliopsida, Malpighiales, Linaceae.